This is a messenger RNA of Cucurbita pepo subsp. pepo (vegetable marrow), 2079 nucleotides long. Its product is annotated as putative membrane protein At3g27390. NCBI's taxonomy places the organism in Eukaryota, Viridiplantae, Streptophyta, Magnoliopsida, Cucurbitales, Cucurbitaceae. Gene Ontology annotation, biological process: vegetative to reproductive phase transition of meristem. The record is from RefSeq and is a predicted model, not a curated record.
CAAGGGUGAAGAAUGAACUGUCUGUAUUGAACUCUGAUUUCAUUUCUUCCCGAAGUUACCCUCAUGCGAGUUCCCGUUGGAUUCUUCCCAAAGCUCUGGAGCUUCAUCUCCUUCCUUCCUUUCUUCUUCUUGCUCCUCGUUCUUGGCCUCCUCAAAGCUGUGAUUGUUGGUCCGAUUGCGGCAGCCAUUGUUGUGGUUGGUAACUCAUCUGUAAUCGUUGGUCUUUUUCCUGCGCAUUUUUUCUGGACUUUCGUCUGCCUGGCUAGAACCAAGAGGUUAGGCCUUGUUCUUAAAUCUGUGGUGCUUGUUUUCUUGCCCUUGCCACUCAUCCUUUGGCCGAUUGUUGGCGUUAUUGGAAGCUUACUUGGUGGGAUUGGAUAUGGGUUUUUCGUUCCCCUUAUUGCAACUUUUGAGGCAGUUGGAGGCGGCAUUACUGACAAACUUUUUCACUGUGUUGCUGAUGGUUGUUUGUCCACAAUUAAAGCAAGCUGCGUAAUUGUGAUGGAUUUUACAGAUUUCUGUUUCCAUUCUUAUUUUUCAUUCAUGGAUGAACUGGGUGAGUUGAUGUACAGUGAUGAGAAGCCCAUAGAAGUGAAGCUAUCAAGACUUCCAAGUUGUUUAUUGGCCAGUUUGAUUGGUGUUCUAGUUGAUUCUCUUUUAAUUACUUUAGUUGCCCUGUGGAGAAGUCCAUUCAUGUUAUUCAAAGGAUGGAAGAGGAUGUUGGAAGAUUUGGUUGGUAGAGAAGGACCAUUCCUGGAGGCAGUGUGUGUUCCAUUUGCUGGUCUUGCCAUCAUCUUGUGGCCCAUUGCUGUUGUUGGAGCGGUCAUAAGUGCAGUCGUCUCUAGCUUUUUUUUGGGGCUCUAUGCCGGAGUUAUCGUUCAUCAGGAAGACUCGUUUCGGUUGGGGCUGGCUUAUGUAUUAGCGGUAGUUUCGAUGUUCGAUGAGUAUGUGAAUGAUCUACUCUAUUUGGGGGAGGGGUCUUGUAUUCCCAGGCCGAAAUAUCGUAGAAACAUGAGCUCCGACCUCAAGGAGCACCGUAGCGAUGACAAUAACGAUCAGAGAAGUAUAAGACAUGGUUCAAGCAAUCAUAAACUUGUCUCAGAACAAUCUAGGACAUUGAAACGGACGAUCCAACAAUACAAACCUGUUCAGUUUUGGGAUUGGCUGUUUAAAUCCUGUGAAGUGAAUGGUCGAAUACUUCUCCAAGACGGUCUGAUAUCGAUGGAAGACGUUGAGGAAUGCAUUCUAAAGGGCAACUGUAAGAAGUUAACCGUCAAGUUACCAGCAUGGUGUAUAUUACAGUGCUUGCUUUCGUCUGCAAAGUCGAACUCUCCCGGGUUAAUCAUCUCUGAUGAUGUGGAGUUGACAAGAACAAACUUGCCAAGGGACACAAUGUUUGAAUGGUUUCUUGGGCCAUUGUUAAUUAUGAAGGAGCAAAUAAAGAGACUAAAUUUAGAAGAAAAUGAAGAAACAUGCUUGAGAAUAUUGAUAAUGAGAUGCCGAAACGAAAAACCUGAGGAUUGGGAUGAGUUUGCCUACCCUUCUAGCGACACGGUCCGGAGAGCGCAGUUGCAAGCCAUAUUUAGAAGAUUACAGGGUAUUGUGAGUUUCAUGUCGCGAAUCCCAAGUUUUCGACGUCGAUUUAUGAACUUGAUCAAGGUAUUGUACGUCGAAGGCAUCCAGAUGGGCAGUUCAGCAACGGCUGCAAGAGUUGGAAAUGGUAGCAAGCGUUUAGGAAGGAGUAGGGAUGGAAGAAAUAGGGAAGAGGAAACAAUAAACACAGCACAAAAAGCUCUCAACGUUCUUGAUGUGUAGUAUGAAACAGGUUCUUCUUCUUCCUCCUUUUUCAUGCUACCUACCUGUUUACUGAAUCAAAUGAUGAUGCAAAUAUUUGGACAAAUGGUGUAUGGUUGUAGCUCUAGACGUUCAUUUUACUGGCGGGGACCUGCCCUUUUUGGGGCGUAAAUUCUCCGUUUAGACGAGAAGUAAGAGAGGAAGUGAGGAAUGUCUUUGUCCGUUAGAUAAAUGGGGUUGAGAUGUUUUUGUCUUCGAUUUUAACCCUUAAUAGAAAUAUUAUAU